Pangasianodon hypophthalmus (striped catfish) is the source of this 1082-nucleotide messenger RNA. RefSeq names its product hairy-related 1 (gene her1). The transcript is spliced from 4 exons. Bases 124 to 1023 code for a protein of 299 amino acids. The record is from RefSeq and is a predicted model, not a curated record. NCBI's taxonomy places the organism in Eukaryota, Metazoa, Chordata, Actinopteri, Siluriformes, Pangasiidae. Gene Ontology annotation, biological process: regulation of transcription by RNA polymerase II; regulation of neurogenesis; anterior/posterior pattern specification. Gene Ontology annotation, molecular function: DNA-binding transcription factor activity, RNA polymerase II-specific; protein dimerization activity; RNA polymerase II cis-regulatory region sequence-specific DNA binding. Gene Ontology annotation, cellular component: nucleus.
CUUUAUAUAUAUAUAUAUAUAUAUAUAUAUAUUUUUUUUUUACUCUCGAUCGGUUUCUUGUGAACUUUGGCGUUGUUUUAAGUUUGUCUUGGUGAGGAAAGGGAAGGAUUUUCACCUUUAAGCAUGGGGACUCCGAAACUGUCCAGCCGCAGAGCCUCCAGAAGAGUCCUGAAGCCGGUGAUUGAGAAGAAGAGGAGAGAUCGGAUUAAUCAGCGUUUAGAUGAACUGAGAACUCUCCUCCUGGACAACACACUGGACUCGAGACUACAAAACCCCAAACUGGAGAAAGCAGAGAUUUUGGAGCUCACGGUGGAGUACAUCAGGAAAAAAGCAGCAAACGCAAAAGAAAAUGCUGCAGAUUGUAACAGAGACCCGGGCGACCGUGUUGCCCCUGCGCAGACCGCCGGGAGACCCCGAGUGCCCGUCGCAGGGCUCCAUGACGUCCCUAACGUCCACGCUCACGCCCCCAUCAGCCCUCUCUACACCGCCGGCUUCCAAGAGUGCAUCUCUCGCCUGACCAGCUUCAUCGAGUGUGUGGAUCUGUCGCAGAGGGAAAACUUCAUCCAGGGCCUUCGCCAUCAUCUGCAGUCGCACACCGGCGCCCUUUCGCAGGUCAGAGGUCACGGGCAGACUCACACCUGGGUCCCUGGCGACGUCCGAGCGAGCGCAGAGCCCUACUCGUAUGCUAACGGGCUGUAUCCCAACUCGUUCGUCCUGCAUCACCCGUAUCCGUCUCCUCCGUACUCGCUGUCUCCUCCUCCAUCGCCCUGCUACUCCUCCUCCUCUCCGACGUACCUCUCCGUCCCCUGCCACUUCCACUUCCCUCCAUCCGUCUCUCCUCUAUCCGACUCUUCUUCAUCCUCCUCGUCUUUCUCUACGUCCACUCCGGCAGUCUCGGCGAGCUUAGCGCCAGCCACCCAGGCUCCUCCACGACCUCCGACCCCUCACUGCGUCUCGGCAGAGCGGACUCUGAGGCGAGAGCUCUUCCCGAAUCACACACACGCCAUCUGGAGGCCGUGGUGAGCGCACACACACACACACACACACACACACACACACAAACACACAUACACACACACACA